AACUAUACUUGUAGUACAUAGAAAAAAUACCUGACACCUGCCGGAGACGGAUCCAAAGAAAAGUCAACGGAUGUUUGUGUAAACUGACAAACGCUCAUUGCACCACUUUAUCACCGGAGACACAUGUACAACAGCAUUAACAUAAACAAUAAAACGAGAACUAUAACAAGACAUAAUUUUGAUCGCGGACGUGACUACUACAGCAAUGGGGCAUCCCACUUGAGUAGAGUAAUUCCUCUUAAUCAAGAUAGUUGCUGGUAAUAAUUUGUUCACCUUCGCUGUCUCUUUUUUGCGUUUAAUUUAACUGUGAUCUGUCUCAGUCAAAAAAUUAAUGGCCGCUGUUCGUUUUAUUAUGCAAAUUUUGAGGCGGUGCUUUAAAGCAAAUAAACGAAUGCUUAUCAUCCUUCCUUCUAAACGUAAACAAAUAUACUGUAGAUCAGAAGAACCGUAAAAAUGAAUUAAAUUCAUUGGAUUACACUGGUUUCUUUAAGUGAAUUUAAACAAAAUAUGGCAAGCAGCCGUGGUAGACCAACCAUAAUAGUUGUUUCAUUUCCGUGUUUUAUGUUUUUAACUUCUCCAUAGCCUGGUCCCUAGCUCAGGAUAAAAAAGGACGUGCGUUGUGCGCAGUACCUGCGACCCUGCCAUGUAAAAAGACCGCAUGAUACACAGAGAAACGUUACGGCCUUAUGUGCAACUUAGACACGGAGAGGAUUAUAUAAUAGAUAGCCUUUGAACAAGUUGACCAGAAACUGACGUGGCUUGGUUAGACACUGAUUAGUGUAUACAGGUAUUCCAGGAAAACAAAGGAAAGUUAUCGUCGACAAGGUUUGAAAACACAUGUUAAACUGAAGAAGCGAGUUAUGGCAACAAGCAAUGGAUUUCCAAGAGCGAUAGUCGUCUCAUUCGUCUUCUUUUACUUUCUGGUGUUCAUGUUGUCAACAGUUGGAAACUGUUUGGUUUUGUCGAUCUGUUACAGAGCAAUAAAGAGAAAAGCCUCUUCACUGAAAUGGUUCAUCGCCAACUUGGCCAUCGCUGACCUCACAUUCACGUUUCUGUCCAUAUUAGACUUCAUAACUUUCAUAUGGACUUGGCUUGGCGGUCAGGUCACUUGCAAGCUACAACAUUUUCUAAUCGAAGCUUGCUACACUGCCUCAAUAAUGACUCUGGUUGUUAUCAGCUUUGAAAGACUCAAGGCUGUGAUUGAACCAUUCAGUACAAGAACCAGAGCUCCAGAAGGCGUCUAUCGAAAGCUGGCGGGCUUGUGGUUUGUUAGCCUUGUUGCAGCUUCGCCCUUGCUUUAUGCCAGUCAAGCACAUGAAGAUAGCACAGGUGGGGUGUCCUGCUCAAACAUUGGAUUCACAGAUUUAGGACGACAGAUCUGUUACAGCAUCCAUUCCAUUUGCUUCUUCCUGGUUCCUCUAAUCUAUAUGAUUUAUGCUCAGAGGUCCAUCUUUGUAACGUUACGCUCUAGCGUUUUUCCGACGCAAAACUGUUCUUCAGCUGCGUGCUCUAAAUUACGGCAUCGAAAGGCAGCCAAACCUCUAGUGGCCGUGACAGUAGCAUUUGUAGGAUGUUGGUCACCAUUUAUAAUCACACGAUUGCUGCUGUACUUUCAACUCACAGAUGAUGGGUACAUCUGGAGAGCAUCCCAACUUUUAAUUUUUGUGAACACGGCGUUGGAUCCAAUACUGUACGGAAUCUACGGAGAAAACUUGAAGUCGUCUCUUAAACGGUUCCUUACAUGCACAGUUCUUCAGACCUCUGCAGCAGUGGGGACUCCAACAGACGAAAGAAUUAUGAGGCGAGUUGGAAACAAUACAUGUAGGCCCUACGAUGCCAAGAGUUAACAACGAUGCUGGAUUUCAUCUCAGUGACGUUUAAACAUAAUUUAGCGACCUCACUACGUGUGGUCGGAAUUUCUGAUCAAAUGAGUUUAUAUCUGAAAACGAAACAUACUAAUCACAAUAAAUAUGUAUUCCUAUAGAAGACUGAUUGUUUGUAUUAAAACAGGCAAGGGAAGAUAUCGACCAUAAAACUGAAUUUAUCAGGAGAAAGUUAACACAAUAUCAUAAAAAAAUAUCCCAACUUUUCCCUGAAGAACUACAAAUUUGUGAACAGUAUCCUGCCAAAAAGUGGUUGCGAUGCAUUCAAAAAGGCACAGAAAUAGACACUUGAUGUGUCGCAAACAAUUGUUUGAAUCAAUGUUGAAUCAUAAGAAAAGAAGUUGGUGAUCAUUAUUUUUUGAAUAUGUCUAAAAUAGGUUAUUUAAAUUCAAAGGUGAGGGAACUCUGUAAACGUCGUUCAUAAAUGGGAAAUUGAUUUUUAACAACCGUUAGAAAACUUUAAACCUAAAAACAGACUAGGCUUUUUUAACUUACGUAUUAAAACAAAACCUGUUGAAUUUUCAUCAAUUAAGAGGCUGUCUCUGUAAGAACC
Messenger RNA from Orbicella faveolata, 2436 nucleotides. RefSeq names its product galanin receptor 2a-like. Lineage: Eukaryota; Metazoa; Cnidaria; Anthozoa; Scleractinia; Merulinidae. The record is from RefSeq and is a predicted model, not a curated record.